This is a messenger RNA of Monodelphis domestica (gray short-tailed opossum), 8623 nucleotides long. NCBI's taxonomy places the organism in Eukaryota, Metazoa, Chordata, Mammalia, Didelphimorphia, Didelphidae. The record is from RefSeq and is a predicted model, not a curated record.
CCUUGGACUAAGGUCCCCAUCAACCCUUACCUUUUUCAUUUUCUCCCCUGAACAAUGGGUGCAAUGUGCACCCAUAUGCAUAGGAAAAAGAAAAAAGCAGGUAAAGUCUUUGGUUCAGUUCAUGGUCCUUCAUGAACUCUUUUUCUUCUCUGGAAGAUCAGGGUCAUGUUUGAGUUGGGGAGGUUGAUUACUUUCUGCUUUAAGGUAGGAAGAAACUAUAUAUAUUUAACAUGAAGACAUUCCAUUCUCUGAUAGAGCCUCCCCUGGAGAAUUUUGGAUUCUAAUGGUCACUUUAGUUUCUCCUACUCUUCUUCAAUGUCAUCUUGUCUUCCUUGAGCCUCAAAUGAUCCUUCUCUCUACUUCUUACUCUCUCUCCUUCUCUCUCUCUCUCUCUCUCUCUCUCUCUCUCUCUCUCUCUCUCUCUCUCUCUCUCUCUCUCUGUCUCUCUGUCUCUCUCUAUCUCUCUGUCUCUCAACUUUCUUUAUUUCUUCUAUCUUUUCUCCCUCUCUUUUCUCUUUCUUUUUUGGCCUUCUUUUCUGUACCUUUCCCAAAAUCUUGUGUUUAUGUCUCUUCUGUCCCAUUCUCUUUUUUUCCUCCGCUAUUCUCUUCUUGUCUUCCCUCCUUUCAUCUGCUGUCCCUUGCCUCGUCCUUCCCUGCCCUCACCUUCUCUCCAAAACUUGUUCCCUCUGAAUUUUUCUUCUUUUCUUUUCCCUUCUCAAACUACAGGGUAUCAACAUAAGCUGCCAGGAAUCAGAUCCACAAAGAGUAAGUUUUAGAUUUCUUUAUUGUCUGUUUGUAUCUAUAUUUAUAUCAUUUUCUUUAAUGAGACACUACAAUGAAAGAUUUUUUUUUUAUCUUUUUGGAAGGGAUUAAUGUAGGGCAGAGGAUUAAAAGUGGUGUUAGGGAUUCUUAGAAUUAGAUACACUAUUAGAUAUGGCCAAAGUUUAGACUUCAUUUACUCAUUUGUCUAUUCUCUUUUUGCUACUCAAAAUAUAUAUAAAUAGUUCAAAAGGGAAAAUUAUCCCAUGGGCCUGGGAAAGCAGGCUGUCCCUAUCUCUUUCUUGUUCAAAAUUAAGAGUCAGACCUUGUAGUCUUUGUAAUCUUCUGAUACAUUGAGGGGAUCUCCCAACAUUCCAGAGAGACUUGUGGCUCUCCCUUAUAUUCUUCAUUCACCAAAGUUGCCCAAUAAUUUUCAUUAAUAAUGUUUUUAUUCUCUGCUCCUUCAAUAACUACACUCUCUCAAACCAGUGUCUUGCUCGGUUGCUCUCAGAUUUGAGACUCAUCAGAAAAGAGAUGAUAGAUAAAUUUAUGUGAGUUUAUGAGCACUGAGUGAAAUCCCAUAUAAGAAGAGAAGAAGAGCCUAGUUCAAAACCUUGUAGGGCACCUACAUGAAGGACUUAAUUAAGUAAGAAUCCAGCAAAGGAGACUAAAACAGGAUAAUCAGAGAAGUCCUAGGACAACCAGGAGAGUUUUGUUAUGAAAAUUAGAGAAUUUGGGUAUCAAGGAGUGCAGAGAUCUUAAGAAGAAUGAGGAUUAAGAAGAAGGCCAUUAAGAGAUUUUUGCAAUUUCAUUUGAAUGAUGAAGUUGAAAACCAGACUGUAGUUCAAAAAAAAGAGUAGGAAGAAGGGAAGUAGAAGCACCUUUUAUAGAUAGCAUUUUCAAAAAUUUCAAUCCCAAAGGGAAGAGAGAGAUAGGAAAUGAUAGCUAUCAGGGAUAGAUGGAUAAAAUGAAGGCUGUUUUUCAUUUGGGGUUGAAGGAAAGCUGCCAGUAGAUGAGGAGAGUUUGAAAACAAAAUGAAACAAUGGGAAUACUAGAGAGAUUCUCUGCUCGAUGAAUGAUGAAGAAAAAAGAGCACAUAUUUUGGAGGUUCCUUCAAAAUAUAAGGGAACAACAUAUUGUCCUUUCUACCCCAAGUCCUGUGGCUGAGAUUUAUGUUCUCAUUUAUUCUUCUAGUGAGUGAGAUUGGUGUAGGGCCCUUCACCCAUAUCCCAGACCAUGGAGCAGCAGGAGACAUGACAUCAGUGACCAGUGAAUCUACUGUAUGUGCCAUGGGUAAGAAAAGAUUUCUUUUUCUAUUAUAUUGGUAUUCAUCCUUGCUCUGGGCCCUUGUUUUCCAGGUUUGAGAUAUGAUAUGGACUCAUCUUCAUAGUCUGAGAACAGGAGGCUCACUGAUGGGGGAGUUUGUGAUUAGGUUGUAAGACCUGGCAACUUCCUCUGUCCCAUUACUGUCUGCCCAGAUGUAUACUGUGAUGCCAGCCUUUGGAUGAAGAGCUCAUGGAGGAUUUUGUCCAUUUCUUGUGUUAGUUUGUGUGUAUAUAUAUAAUUUACUAGGAUAAAAGUCAGCUACUGGAGGACAGGCUUUUCUAUGCCCAGCACCUAAAACCCUGAAUGGGGUACCUGAUUCUUAACAAAUGAUUACUGCUUCAUUUUCCAUUUAACCUGAGCAGAGAUAUCUAUCAGGAAGUUUAUCUGAGCCACGCGCCUUAUCUCAUCUGAGGGCAAGAUGACAGGACAGAUCCAUCUAUAUAUCAGUCUCAGCUUAUUUAAUACUUUCUCAUGGUGGCCAUGCACCCUAGAGCACAAGUAGAUCCUAAUUCCUGUCACAGUCUUUUUGUUUUGAAAGUGCUUGUCAGGGAGAAGGUGCUAAUGUGAGGGGUUGGGGAUUGGUUGCUCUUCUCAGGAAGUUCAAAAUCCUCACAGGCUCUGGGGAUCUCUGUCCAAAUGACUCCAAACUUCCCCCAUCAACCCUUAGGCACACUUCAACUAACUGCUUUGGUCACAGGAUUCUCUACUGAGACUUCAGGGACACUGAAGAAAGUGAGUGGAUCUGACCAGGGAAGAGAACCAACAAACUCCACCAGUAUCCCUAUGACUGGCUUGUCCAUUUCUUGUGUUAGUUUGUGUGUAUACAUAUAAUUUACUAGGAUAAAAGUCAGCUACUGGAGGACAGGCUUUUCUAUGCCCAGCACCUAAAACCCUGAAUGGGGUACCUGAUUCUUAACAAAUGAUUACUGCUUCAUUUUCCAUUUAACCUGAGCAGAUAUCUAUCAGGCAGUUUGUCUGAGCCAGGAUCCCUAUCUCAUCUGAGGGUAAGAUGACAGGACAGAUCCAUGUAGAUGAUGAUAUGUAGAUAUCAGUCUCUUCUUAUUUAAUACUUUCUCAUGGUGGCCAUGCACCCUAGAGCAGUAGAUCUUAAUCUCUGUCACCGACUUUUUUGUUUUGAAAGGGCUUGUCAGGGAGAAGGUGCUAAUGUGAGGGGUUGGGGAUUGGUUGCUCUUCUCAGGAAGUUCAAAAUCCUCACAGGCUCUGGGGAUCUCUGUCCAAAUGGCUCCAAACUUCCCCCAUCAACCCUUAGGCAUACUUCAACUAACUGCUUUGGUCACAGGAUUCUCCACUGAGACUUCAGGGACACUGAAGAAAGUGAGUGGAUCUGACCAGGGAAGAGAACCAACAGACUCCACCAGUAUCCCUAUGACUGGCUUUAUCGGGAGAGAUUCCAUUGCUGACACUGAAACGGACAUACGUGUCAUGGAGACAACUCCAAGAGCCACAGCCACUCAAGACCCACUUCUCACUGUGCCCACUGGAACAGGUGACCUCAUCCCUGGGAUGCACAGGAGAACUGUGUCCUCUCCCACCGAAACCUCAGCUCCAUCUGAGAUAUCCUCUGGAGUCACCAUUGCCAUUGCAAGGACCUCACUCUCCAUGACUCCAGUAGAAAUCACAGCUAGCCCCGGCUCCAGUGCUCCCUUAAACAUCAGCCUAUUGGGGACAAUUUUUUUAUACCCCUUGCAGACAUACCUGUAGCUGAAAUAACUAUUGGAGAGAGUUCCAGUAUCCCCCUGUCUCCAUGGCCCACUCCAGUUGAUUUUUUGACUAUUGCUGUCUCAGCCCCAGGAACUGAAAUAACCUCCAUUGUGCCUCUAUCAUCAAUUCCAAGAGCCUCAAGUGCCACAGAAACCAUACCAAAUCCAGAUUUGUCAGUGAGACCUACCACACUAGAGCCAGGCUCAGCUGCCCUAACUUUCACUGCUCCCCACAUCAUUCCAACACCGUCUGGAGAAGACACAAACACCCCAUUGUUGUCUAUAGAAGGACCAACAGAAGAUAAAACAGUGUCCAGCACCUUCCCAGCAAAUGCAGACACCCCUGGUAUCACUCAACGGGAGCACUUCUUCAGAGGUCCUGGAGUAACUUUUCAACCUGGCAGGGCCUCUACUUCUCUGCCCAAUUUUCGUGAAGGGACCAGUUACUCCAGAACUGUCCCCUCACCCUCUUUAGAAAGGAGGAAAACCACUGCCAUGAUUGGAGUCUGGACAAGCCCAGCUGAACCUCUCACUCCGGAGCCCAAGAAGCCCACCCCUGCUGAGGGUUCACUCUGUGUUGGACCAGUGCCUGAAUUUAGCAGCAGGGAAAGUGGACUUUUACAGACUAGCUUGGCCUCUGCUGUGACCUUUAACUCUCCACUACUGAGCACCAUUGCUUCUAGCAGCAUGGAUGAAGACACAGAAAUGGUGUCAGGAUUAGCUUCCUGGACAGCCAGCUCCUCAUCACAAGUAGAAGUCAGUCCUCCUAAUCUGGUUGCCACCACAGGAGAUGAACCCUCUCUGGGAACAGAACCUCACAAUGCCAUCCACGAAUCUCUGAGCCCAAGAACAGGCUCCUUUCCUGCCUUAAGUACUCCCACAGCCUGCACAAGAACAGCUUCCCUUGAGCCUGCUACUUCAUUGGAGGACCAAGGGCCAGCCUGCCUGACUCCAGAGACUGAGAGAAACCCACAGGCAACACCAACUCCAGCUAUCACCCUGCCUCCAGCCAGCACACAGGAAGUUUGCACAACAGCAUCUCCCAGUCCUCCUGACACAAACACAGAGGGCAGCAGUGUCCAGGCAGGGACAGCCUCUGUUUCUGAUCAGGUGCCUUCCACUUCCAGCCUCUUCCCAAGAGGUGAUGCUGGUGUGGUGCCAGUCACACAUGCCCAAGGCCAUGAUGUACCAGGAAGCACAGUAACACCAAUAAGGAGCCCCCUGACCCCUGUGUCUACUAUUAUUCCCUCAGCAGGGAGAUACAACUGGAAGAGCUUCAUCCUUAACUUCACCAUCACCAACAUGUUUUAUACAACCAAGAUGGCUCAAAGGGAUUCCAGCACAUUCCGUCUUCCUGAAUGUUUCCUGCAGCGCAUGUUCAAGGUAUUGUUUGAAAGAAGCAGCCUUGGCUCUCAGUAUUGUGGAUGCAAUGUGACCUUGCUGAGGUCUAUGAAAAAUGGGGCAGCAACAGGAGUGGAGGUUAUAUGUUUUUAUAAGGAAGUUUUCUCUGUCCCCGUCUUGGACAAGAAGAAGAUUUACCAAGAGCUGAGUCAAGAGACUAAUGGAAUAACAAGGCUUGGACAUUAUAUUCUAGAUAAGAAAAGCCUCUAUGUGGAUGAAUCAGUCUACCACCAUGGGACCAGAAGAUGGAGGAAACUCUACCGAAUGAAUGGGCAUCUGUUUCAAUCCAAAUGUUUUAACAGAAGAGCCUACUGUGGCCAGUGCAGUGAAAGGAUAUGGUGUCUCGGAAGGCAAGGCUACAAGUGUAUCAAGUGCAAAUUACUGGUCCAUAAAGGUUGUCAUAUUCUUGUACCACGGACCUGCAAAAGGCAUAUGAAUUUGGUGAUGCCAUCCCAAGAACCUCAAGUAGAGGAUAAAAAUGAUAAAGUUGACCUUCCCUCCGAAGAAAAUGAUGGACUCGCUUAUGUUCCCUCAACCUGGAAACAUGACAGCCUUAAAGAUGAUUCUGGGGACAUUAAGCCAGUUAUCGAUGGGAUGGAUGGAAUUAAAAUAUCUCAGGGGCUCGGGCUACAGGACUUUGAUUUAAUCAGAGUUAUUGGACGGGGGAGUUAUGCCAAAGUUCUCUUAGUGCGAUUGAAAAAGAAUGACCAGAUUUAUGCCAUGAAGGUAGUCAAAAAGAAGUUCGUCCAUGAUCAUGAAAACACCAACUGGGUGCAGACAGAGAAGCAUGUAUUUGAACAGGCCUCCAGUAACCCUUUCCUUGUUGGCCUGCACUCCUGCUUCCAAACAAGAAGUCACUUAUUCCUUGUCAUCGAGUAUGUGAAUGGAGGGGAUCUUCUGUUUCAUAUGCAAAGGAAAAAUAAGCUUCCGGAGGAACAAACCAGGUUUUAUGCUGCUGAAAUAUGUAUUGCUCUAAACUUUCUCCACGAACGAGGAAUUAUCUACAGGGACUUAAAACUAGAUAAUGUCCUCCUAGAUUCUGAAGGUCACAUCAAAUUAACAGAUUAUGGCAUUUGCAAGGAAGGUUUGGGCCCAGGUGACACAACAAGGACUUUCUGUGGGACACCAAAUUAUAUUGCCCCAGAAAUCCUAAGGGGAGAAGAAUACGGGUUCAGUGUGGACUGGUGGGCUCUUGGUGUCCUGAUGUUUGAGAUGAUGGUAGGAAGAUCGCCAUUUGAUAUAAUCACAGACAAAUUGGACAUGGACACUGAAGAUGACCUCUUCCAAGUUAUCCUUGAGAAGCCUAUUCAAAUCCCCAGAUUUCUCUCUGUCAAAGCUUCCCAUGUUUUAAAAGGAUUUUUAAAUAAGGAUCCCAAAGGGAGGCUUGGUUGCCAACCACAAACGGGAUUUUCAGAUAUCAAAUCUCAUACGUUCUUCCGUAGCAUAGACUGGGAUCUGCUGGAGAAGAAGCAAGCCCUCCCUCCAUUUCAGCCUCAGAUAACUGAUGAUUAUGGUCUGGAUAACUUCGAUACACAGUUCACCAGCAAACCUGUGCAGCUAACCCCAGAUGAUGAGAAUGUAAUAAAAAGAAUAGACCAGUCAGGAUUUGAAGGAUUUGAAUACAUCAAUCCUCUGUUGCUUUCUACAGAAGAGUCAGUGUGAAGAAAUGGCAUCUCCACUGUGGAUAAAUAAUGUGAAUGAACUAUUAAAUUUAUCCAUAACUACAGUAUAUGCAUGCAAGGCUGGGGAACUGUAAGGUUUUGAGUGGAGACCAAUGAUUUUUUAAAAAAUUGCUGCUGAAAAUCAAAGAAGAGAAUAGAUUUUGGUGGGUAUCUUCCUCUACGUAAUACUAGUUUUCAGUUUGGGGCACUGACAUGAUUGGCUUCUUUUCUGAGGGAAUGUGCACAUGUGCUUGCUUCCCCGAAGAAUCUCAUGUUUGUUACAUCCUCGGGAAAGGAAUGUUCAAACGACUUUGAAGGUGCACACUUUCUGCAGAACAAAACUUGAUGCAAUGGCCAACAAUUUCAAGAAAAUUUGUGUAAUAUCCUAAAGAAUAAAAUGUUACAGUGGUGUUGAACCUCAAAAAAAAUUAAUUUUAAUUUGCAUGUCCAAUUCAUUGAUCUCUGCUCUUACUAAUUUGUUAAUGUAUGAACUCAAGGAUAUACAUUUCCCCCUGAGUACUGCUUUGGCUGCAUCCCAUAGGUUUUGAAAGGAUGUCUCAUCAUUGUCAUUUUCUUCACUGAAAUUAUUGUUUCUAUGAUUUGUUCUUUGACUAAUCAGUUUUGGAGAAUCAUAUUGUUUAAUUUCCAAUUAAUUUUUUAUUUACCUCUCCAUGUACCCUUACUAAUUAUUAUCUUCAUUGCAUUGUGAUCUGAGAAGGUUCCAUUUAUUAUUUCUGCUCUUUUGCACUUGUUUACAAUGUUUUUAUUCCCUAAUACAUGGUCAAUUUUUGUUAAUGUACCAUGUGCUGCUGAAAAGAAGGUGUAUUUUUUGUCCCUAUUUAUUUUUCUCCACACAUCUACAGAUUUCAUUUAUUUCUCUUACCUCUUUCUUAUUUAUUUUUUGGUUUGAUUCAUCUAGUUCUGAUAGAGGAUGGUUCAGGUCUCCCACUAGUAUAGUUUUUCUAUCUAUUUCAUCCUUGAGCUCCACUAGUUUCUCCUUUAGAAAUUUGGAUACUGUGCAAUUUGGUGCAUACAUGUUGAGUAUUGAUAUUUUCCUCAUUAUCUACAUUCCCUUUAUCAGAAAGUAAGUACCUUCCCUAUCUCUUUUAACUAGAUUUAAUUUAUUCUUACUUUGGCUUUGUCAGAUAUUAUGAUUGCGACUCCUGCCUUCUUUUUAUCAGUUGAUGCCCAAUAGAUUUGGAUCCAUCCUCUUACUUUCACCCUAUGUGAAUCUACUUUCUUCAUGAGUAUUUCUUGGAGACAGCAUAUGGUAGCGUUUUGGAUUAUUAUCCACUCUGCUAUUAGCUUGUGUUUUAUGGGUGAGUUCAUUCCAUUCACAUUCAGAGGUAUGAUAAUCAGCUGUGUAUUUCCCAGCAUUUUGAUUUCUACUUCUAGCUCUGCCUUUUCUUCAUUCACUAUUUCCUUCUACACCAAUCUUUUUUUUUAAUUAGUCCCAUUAGUUCCCACCCUUAAUAUACUUCCCUUUCUACCCCCCUCCCUUCUUAUUCCCCCCUUAUUUUCAUUACAGUAUUUUUAAAAUUAUCUCUCACCCUCUCCCUUCCUUAUACUGCUUCCCUCCCAACCAGUCCAUUUGUUGCCCUUCUAUGCCCCUAUAGGGCACGAAUCUAUUCUCUGGCCCAAUGGAUUGGAUUGUUCUUCCCUCUUUAGGUCAAUUUCAAUGCACGUGAGAUUUGAGUAUUUUCUAUCACCAACAUUUUUACCUUUCUAGUGUGUUGAUGUUUUCCCUUCUCCCAC